AUGGUGGCGCAUCGUCGCCAUCAUUUCCUCCUCGAGACGUUCUGUUUCUGCGCCAUCAUCGUCGCACUAUUCCCGGAGAAAGCGUAUGCCAUCGCGGGGAAAUGUUCCGCCUGUAAAGCAGUCUCCGCGGAACUCCAAGAAGCUUUGAACAAAGAAAACAAGCAAAGAAACCACAUCGACAUGCGAGGUCGCUUGGAUUCUAAAGGCCAACGAUACGGGAAGUUAAUUCCGUACUCGGUCUCCGAACAGAGAUACUUAGAGCUCGUGGAGGAUUUUUGCGAGACGAGCAGAGUUCCGGAUUAUCAACUGAGCAAAGCGGACUUAUCUCGAAACGAGACGGAGGACUCGUGGUAUAAAGCGCCGAAAGGGACGGUUCGAGGCGCGCAAGCGAAAACGGAACAGAGAGAGAUUCAGACGUACUGCGAACGAGUGAUGGAGGAAGUGGAGGAAGAGUUGCAGACGUUGUUGUACGAGGAGAAGUUGAACGAGACGAACGUCGAACAGUACGUGUGUUACGAGUUGUCGCCGCAGUGCGUGUCGAAAGCCGAGUGGAAGAAGAAGAAGAAGGAUAGAAAGGAAGGGAUGGAUAGGCACACGGGUAAAUACGACACGGCGACGAUGAAGGAGUUGUGA
Messenger RNA from Bathycoccus prasinos, 633 nucleotides. RefSeq lists its product with no specific name. The coding region runs from base 1 to 633 and encodes 210 amino acids. NCBI's taxonomy places the organism in Eukaryota, Viridiplantae, Chlorophyta, Mamiellophyceae, Mamiellales, Bathycoccaceae. The transcript has a single exon. The record is from RefSeq and is a predicted model, not a curated record.